Otolemur garnettii (small-eared galago) is the source of this 2430-nucleotide messenger RNA. RefSeq names its product ADAM metallopeptidase domain 29 (gene ADAM29). The record is from RefSeq and is a predicted model, not a curated record. Gene Ontology annotation, cellular component: plasma membrane; external side of plasma membrane; sperm head plasma membrane. Gene Ontology annotation, biological process: proteolysis; male gonad development. The coding region runs from base 1 to 2430 and encodes 809 amino acids. The transcript has 2 exons. NCBI's taxonomy places the organism in Eukaryota, Metazoa, Chordata, Mammalia, Primates, Galagidae. Gene Ontology annotation, molecular function: metalloendopeptidase activity.
AUGACAGUGACUGAAACCCUGUGGAACUUGAAGAUCUUAGUCUUGCUUCACUGGCUUGGGGUAUUCCUGUUCUGUUCUGGACACACAGAGGAUGAGCACCCUCGUUAUCACAACCCCCCAGAGGUGGUAAUACCCUUGAAGGUGACUGGCACUGCCAGAGGCAAGAAGACACCUGGCUGGCUCUCCUAUAGCCUGCACUUUGGGGGCCAGGAGCACAUCAUCCACCUGAGAGUCAAGAGGAUUCUGCUGUCUCCACACCUGUCUGUGUUCACCUACACGGACCAGGGUGCUGUCCUCGAGGACCAGCCUUUUGUCCAGAACGACUGCUACUAUCACGGUCAUGUGGAGGGGGACCCAGAAUCUCUGGUUGCUCUCAGCACCUGUUUUGGGGGCUUUCAGGGAAUAUUACAGAUAAGUGACAUUGUUUAUGAAAUCAAGCCCAUGAUGUUUUCUACCACAUUUGAACAUUUGGUCUAUAUAGUUGAUGGCAAGGAGGCACAAUUUCCAACGGUAAGAUCUGGACUCAUGAAAAAUGAAAUCAGCUGCCAUAUACAAUUUCAGGAAACUAAUGAAUCUUCCCGGUAUCCAACUUCUUAUGAGGGCUGGUGGGUUCACAUUAGGAUCAUUGAAUUUGUGAUAGUGGCCGAUUCUUAUUUAUACAAACGCUAUGAAAGAAAUGAGUCAAAGUUGAUGGAAGAUCUCUAUGUCCUCAACAAUAUAGUGAAUUCCAUCCACUUAGUCAUUGGCAAUCGGAUUUUACUAGUGAAUCUGGAGAUCUGGACAGAAAAGAAUCCCUUUGUCGUAGAUGAUCCCAACUUCUCUGCCCCCAGGUUUUGCCAGUGGAAAUGGACGACCAUUUAUGCCGAGCUACGACACGACAUUGCACAUCUCUUCAUGAAUCGGGAAUUGAGAGGGUUAUCAGGCUCAGGCUUAACCAGAGGAUCGUGUACAGGACUGCGUAACUGUGCUAUUAUCACUUUUUGGAACAAAACCCUGGGCAGAUCCGCAAUUGCGACAGCUCACCACCUGGGCCACAACGUGGGCAUGCCUCAUGACAGACCCACGUGUAAGUGCGCGCACCCCAAGUGUAUCAUGCAUGAGCACAACCCACCCACGACGAAAUUCAGCAACUGCAGCUAUGACUACUUUUACCAGUACACGGUGCAGAAAACAAAGUGUUUGCUGGAACACUUCCACACGAAAGACAUAUUCAACCUGAAGCGGUGCGGGAACGGCGUGGUGGAAGGAGAAGAACAGUGUGACUGUGGCGUUUUGAAGCACUGUGCCAAAGACCCCUGCUGCAUGCCUGACUGCACCCUGACCCAAGGUUCGGCCUGCGCCUACGGGCUCUGCUGCAAAAACUGCCAGUUUCUGCCAUCAGGGGAGCUGUGCCGAAAGGAGGUCAACCAGUGCGACCUUCCCGAGUGGUGCAACGGCACCUCCCACAAGUGUCCUGAUGACGUGUACGUGGAAGAUGGGAUCCCCUGCAACGACAGGUCUUACUGUUACGAAAAGCGGUGCAAUGACCGUGACCAACACUGCCAGCAAAUUUUUGGCAAAGAUGCCAAGAACGCCAUCCAGUCCUGCUAUAAACGUGUGAACACCCAGGGUACCCGAGUCGGCCACUGCGGUAUCAAAGGCUCCACUUACGUAAAAUGCGGCAAGUUGGACAUCCUGUGCGGGAGACUUCAGUGUGAGAACGUGAAAGAGCUCCCCUCUCUGAGCGACCACACAACCGUGUAUUUGUCUAACUUCAGUGACGCCACGUGCUGGGGCACUGACUACCACAUUGGGAUGACCAUACCGGACAUUGGGGAUGUGAAAGACGGCACAGAAUGUGGCCAGGAUCAUAUGUGCAUCAAGCAGCAUUGUGUCCACAUAGCCUUCCUGGACAGCAAUUGCUCACCUGAGCUCUGUAACAUGAGAGGCAUCUGUAACAAUAAACAUCAUUGCCACUGCAACUACCUAUGGGACCCUCCCCACUGUGUGAUGAAAGGCUAUGGAGGCAGUGUUGACAGUGGCCCUCCACCUAAGACAGAGAGGAAAAAGAAGUUUUGUUUCCCGUGUCUACUGGUGCUUCUCAUCUUGCUUAUUUUGUUAUGUUGCCUUUGUUUCAUGCUUUGCAGGAAAAAAUCAAAGAAGAAAGAGAUAAAGGCGCCAUCCGUGGUCAGUCAAGGAGAGAAAACAAUGCCAAGUGCUCCACCCAGCAGGGCGCCAUCCGUGGUCAGUCAGGGAGAGAAAAAUGUACUAAGUGCUCCACCCAGCAGGGCGCCAUCCGUGGUCAGUCAAGAAGGGAAACCAAAGCAGCCUCAGAAAGAAAAGGAAAAACUGCAGAGGCCACCCAGCAGGGCGCCUUCUACCCAGAGCCAAGGUUCCACAAAAAUGUCCCCUGCACCAAUUCCCAAAACUGGAUCCAAAAAAGGCCAUUAA